This is a messenger RNA of Daphnia magna, 3234 nucleotides long. RefSeq names its product G-protein coupled receptor dmsr-1. Gene Ontology annotation, cellular component: membrane. The coding region runs from base 488 to 1981 and encodes 497 amino acids. The record is from RefSeq and is a predicted model, not a curated record. NCBI's taxonomy places the organism in Eukaryota, Metazoa, Arthropoda, Branchiopoda, Diplostraca, Daphniidae. Gene Ontology annotation, molecular function: G protein-coupled peptide receptor activity. The transcript has a single exon. Gene Ontology annotation, biological process: G protein-coupled receptor signaling pathway.
AACAGAAUUCCGGGGCCAGCUAUAUAUUGCACAGAGUUCGGCUUCUGCCAGCUGGGUCAAUGCGUGAGCACGGCAGUAGGUCCGAGACCAGUUGUUACGUGUCUUCAGACGGGUGAUAACCGAAACACGAGGGGGGGUGGUGGUGCAAGGCUGUUGUGUUGUUACGCGGAAGCAAUAUUCAAAGCUUGGCGUUGAAUCUUUGAAGAAAAACAAAAAGGAAAAAAUUCGUAACAACCAGUUUAGUUUUUCUCAAUGUUCCGGACAGCUAUUAGUGGUGGAUCAAGCGCGAGGCUCUUUUUGCCACCGGACCGUUUAUUUCCUUUCUGCUCGACUUGGUUAGCUGCUGUACAAUUUUUAGGACGACACAGUUGAUUAGUUCCCCCCCCCCCGUCUUGUUCCAUUUGUUCCAUUUUUCGUCCACAACGAACCCAAUCAAGUUUCAGAAAGAAACAAUUGAAUUUGAGACAAGUUUUAUUUGGCCAUCGUCAUGCAACUGUUUGUGUCGUCGUCGGAAACGGGUGGAGUGGGUGGCGGUUGGGACGAUCAAAUAGUUGCGCUGUUAAACCAAACAAUGUCGAACGAAACGAGUUGGCCUACUGACGAAGAAUUCCUUCUGAUGAUGACCAACAAUCUGAGUGCAGUGACGACCGGAAUCUCCAGCUCAUCGUCAUCGCCUCCGGCUGCUAAGCUCUACUGCGGCGAGGGAUUGGAAGCUUUCCGAAGAUCCUACCUCAUUAUGCACGGCUACAUCAGCCUGAUGGUGUGCCUCUUCGGCAUGAUGGCCAACACUCUCAACAUCAUCGUACUGACCCGGAUGGAUCAACGCAUCUCACCCACCAACGCCAUUUUGACUGGCUUAGCUCUGGCUGAUAAUCUCGUCAUGAUCGAGUACAUUCCGUUCACCAUGCACAUGUACAUCCUGCGUGAGCGGCCCGUUUACGAGCGGUUCAGCUACCCGUGGACGGUCUACGUCCUCAUUCACGCUCACGUUACGCAAGUCUUUCACACCAUUUCCAUCUGGUUGACGCUGUUGCUGGCCGUUUGGCGCUACUUGUCCGUCGCUCAUCCGCUGCGUUCGCGGGACUGGUGCACCCUCGACCGCGCCCUUCUGGCCAUCCUGUUGGCGUACGUCUGCUCACCGCUGGUCUGCAUCCCGCUCUACUUGACGUACACGAUCCAGGAGCAGCCGUAUCGGUCGCCGGCCAGCAGUUUGACGGUGAACGGGACGGGAAUUGCAUCGCCGGACGUGCCGAUGAAUCACACGCUGUACGUCCUUGGAACCAGCGAACUGGCCAGGGCCAACGAGAGCCUCCUGGAGAAUAUCAAUUUCUGGACGUACAGCGUUGUCGUCAAGCUCAUCCCUUGUGUGGCAUUGACUUUCUUCAGUUUCCGGCUGAUUAGCGCGUUGGUUAGCGCUAAGGAACGCCGUCAGAAUCUUAAGAGCAGCAACACGAAUUCGUCGAAGAAAAACCUUCCGGCAGGCGGAUGUGAGCCGGAACGAUCCGUUUCGGGGAUCGAGAGGCAUGCACCGCCGACUGGACCGGCAGCUGGAAGCGGUUCGGAGAAACACGACCGGACUACGCGAAUGUUGUUAGCCGUUCUGGUUCUGUUCCUCGUGACGGAAUUCCCGCAAGGCAUUUUGGCUCUUCUCAGCGGCAUCCUGGGAGACGCUUUCUUCACCAACUGCUACCGUCACCUGGGCGAGCUGACAGACAUCCUGGCGCUCAUCAACGGCGCCAUCAAUUUCAUCCUUUAUUGCGUCAUGAGCCGUCAAUUCCGGCAGACGUUUAGCCGCAUCUUCAGGCCGCGUUUGCUCGAUAAAUGGACAGCCGAUCCGCUGUCGGCUACGCGCGGAUCCAAUUCGCUGGCCAACAACCAGAAUAACAGGCUGACAGUUCGCCCAAUUCCGCCACAACAGCAACAACAACCACCGCAACAUUCGAUCGUCAAUCUGCUCAGUCCCGACCCUUGCCCAGUGUGAUUGGCUAAACAAAAAAAAAGAAAAAGGGCCGCCAGAUCCUGUUACACGAUAACUCCCACAGCUGUGUAUGUCACGCAGAAAAGAGAUGUCCGGGCUAUUGCGGAAUCGGGCUCUUUCGAAACCCCCCCUCUUUGUCCUGACAGUUAAUCCAGGCUUUUUGUUUUUGCUUUUUGCUCGCCUCAUCUUCUCAACAUUUUCUCAUUGAUGUGUUGUACUCUUCCAUCGCAAAUCACAGGAGCGUGUCAACUUCGUCAAAACGAGAUUUUCUCUGGAGCCAUUCGCAAAAACGUAUGGACUUGUUUCUUUGAAAUGAUUUUCAUUUGAUGUUUUUGUUCGAUUUUUGUUCCAGCUGUUGCUACUCAAACGCCCCAUGUCCUCGAACGCACCAGAUAUUUUUCACACCCCAUCUCAUAGAAGUAUAUAUAAUUAUAGUAUAUAUUCAUUCGCGCGAUAUAAUAUAAAAAAUGGAGUUCAUAGAGGAGUAAUAACCCAUAUUGUUUUGUGAGACGUUAGUCACUUUCCGCUGCGGUUUUCUUAUUAACACCACGAAUUAUCUUUUAAAGUUUUAGACAGAGACGUGGCAACACAAAUAUAAUCAAUUUAACAUCCACCGGUGCAGGUACUGGAUGGAAGAAAUUCUUUACCGUGUUCUCUAUAUCCUCCUCCUUUGUUCCCUAAUUUCAUUUCAAAGUUUUCGUAUUUAAAAGGCGGUAAAAUUCAAAAAUGAUUGAACAGACUUCCCCGCAUCCAUGGCAACAGUUUCUAAGGAUUAAAACAAACGGCGAGGGGUAGAUUGUGUAUACCUAUAAGAACUCUCUUCCACCGCUACAUGUUAACCGCACUCUGAUAUGAUCUUUUGUUAAGCAGACACAAUCGUGCAUGGCUGACGUAACACGAGAUCAACCCUUUGCGCUUUGUUUACGUAGGCAAACAGCUAUUUUUCAUCCAUUGAAACUGUUCCCUUUGUAACACGUAAUGAAUAUCAUAGUCUCCGCAUUUAUCCACCUGUCAACAUGUCGUCCUUCUUCAAAACAUCCAACUUUUUUGUUUAUCCUCCGUGUCGUCUGAUGUAGUCCCGCGUUCUUCUCGUUCAUCCGGAGGCUUUCUCCAUUUUCCACACGAUUCAUACGGAAGAAACGACGGAAGUUCAUACGGAAGUUUUCCCACACGCAGCCAACAAUUAGUUGUCACGUAAACCAAUCGUUUCAAUGAUGUCUAUCGCCACAAUCAAUACAAGAAUUAAAAGAAAACAA